Messenger RNA from Manduca sexta (tobacco hornworm), 158 nucleotides. RefSeq names its product putative inorganic phosphate cotransporter. Gene Ontology annotation, cellular component: plasma membrane. Gene Ontology annotation, biological process: monoatomic anion transport; transmembrane transport. Lineage: Eukaryota; Metazoa; Arthropoda; Insecta; Lepidoptera; Sphingidae. The record is from RefSeq and is a predicted model, not a curated record. Gene Ontology annotation, molecular function: transmembrane transporter activity.
AUGGGUGUCGUGAGCGAAGUGAAAAAUGUCAAGCCAAAGGGUCUCGGCAUCCGGCAUGUACAGACGCUCAUGCUGUUCUUCGCAAUGCUGCUGGCGUUCACCAUGAGGGUCAACAUGAGCAUGGCCAUCGUCGACAUGACCGACAUAACUAAAGAAGG